Alternaria atra is the source of this 870-nucleotide messenger RNA. RefSeq lists its product as uncharacterized. Lineage: Eukaryota; Fungi; Ascomycota; Dothideomycetes; Pleosporales; Pleosporaceae. The record is from RefSeq and is a predicted model, not a curated record. The transcript has a single exon. The coding region runs from base 1 to 870 and encodes 289 amino acids.
AUGGCCUCGGAGUCCCUCAUUCUCACUACCACAGAAGAACAGCACAAAGACGUCACAGUGGGGACCAUCACAUGCACUGCACCUAUCCCAUUUGGAGGAGACGAACAAUGGCUUUACCUACCCGCAACCAAGAAGUUCGAUCUAUCUCGCGGGUCGCAGCAGAGAAUGGUCUUCGAGUGCGAUGAAGAAGAUCGCAACCACACCGGCUUCAUGAUCGACCCUGGUACCUCGGUCUUGAUUGUUGUCGACAUGCAAAACUACUUUGUUCACCCAGUUUAUCGAGAUCACGCAGCAGGCAUUGCCGCCAUUGCACCGACACUGAAAGUUAUUGAGAGAUGUCGUAAGGAAGGGAUUCAGAUCGCCUGGCUCAAUUGGGGAAUCAGUGACCAUGACUUGAAGAAGAUGGCACCUGCUAUCCAGCGAGGCUUCAGCAAGAGUCUAGGAUGGCACGUCGGGCUCGGCGCCCAGCUACCCGAUGAUCAGGGAAGGUGCUUGUUCAAGCGGACCUGGAACGCCGAACUCUACGACCCUUUCAAAGCAGUCGCUCAGCCUGGCGAUUUGUUCUUUGACAAGACGCGCAUGAGCGGACUCUGGUCUGAGAAGGAGCCUCUACACGAGUACCUCCGUGCAUCCGGCAAGCAAACCCUACUUUUCGCUGGCGUCAACACCGACCAGUGCGUAUUCGGCACCGUGUCUGAUGCCUACUCCUACGGAUGGGACUGUGUCCUGAUCCGCGACUGCACAGGCACGAUGACGGGCCGAGGGGCUCAGGAGCUUGCCGAGUACCAAAUCUCACAGAACAUGGGGUUCGUCACCACCAGCAGCGCUUUCUGUGAGGCGCAGAUUUGUGACCAUUUUGAGGGUUGCUGA